Molecule: messenger RNA, 384 nt
Organism: Miniopterus natalensis
Lineage: Eukaryota; Metazoa; Chordata; Mammalia; Chiroptera; Miniopteridae
Source: RefSeq, a predicted model, not a curated record
CCGCGUCUCGGGCCGCGGAGAUGUCGGCCAAGGCCGACGUCGGCUUCGUGAAGGAGGCUUCUCGGCAGAUCGUGGCCGGUGGUUCCGCUGGUCUUGUAGAAAUUUGCCUGAUGCACCCCCUUGAUGUGGUGAAAACCAGGUUCCAGAUUCAGAGAUGUUCAACUGAUCCAAACAGUUAUAAAAGCUUAGGAGACAGCUUUCGAACAAUUUUCCAAACAGAAGGGUAUGUAUGGCUCUUUAUAUAUGUUGAUAUAAGCAUUUAAAUAUAUUACUGCAUAACACAUUUUCUCAUUUUGAAUGAGAUAUUUUCCUAGUCUUAUUAGGGGAAAAUAUUUAAAGGAGUGCCUCCUUACGUUUUUAUGUCAUUCUUGAUAUGAUUGAAAA